Amphibalanus amphitrite is the source of this 463-nucleotide messenger RNA. RefSeq lists its product as uncharacterized. Bases 99 to 386 code for a protein of 95 amino acids. The transcript is spliced from 3 exons. The record is from RefSeq and is a predicted model, not a curated record. NCBI's taxonomy places the organism in Eukaryota, Metazoa, Arthropoda, Thecostraca, Balanomorpha, Balanidae.
AGACGUGCCGCGUCACGGCACAGACGGCUGGCGGUACGUAUAUAACGUCCGGCGCCAGCGCCUUUUCACCAGUGCCGCAACACAGACCAUCCGACGCCAUGAACUCUCAGCUGGUUGUGCUGGCCGCCCUGCUGGCCGUGGCCGUGGCCAUGCCGCGCUACGUCCUGGUGCCCGUCGAGGAGCUGGAGCACAUGCCGCCGCACGUCCGCGUGGCACGCCAGGCGCCGCUGCCCGUGGAGCAGGCUGACGCCUCCGACCGGUACGAGCGUCAGACGCCCGGCGGCUACGACGGCGGACUGCAGGUCGACUACGGCGCGUACACGGGCAAGAAGGGCGCGUUCGGCUGGUACGCCGACUACCCGGUCUACAGCUACGGCCGUCACUGAUCCGCCCCUCACCGACCGCCAACGCCACGUCUUUCACGAUUGUUAUUGUUAAUACAGACGAAGACGAGAAGUACGUA